AUGGAAUCUAACUCCUUAGAUUUUAAAAUAAACAUAUAAUCUAAAAAGAUAAAUGAGCAUGUAGAACCUGAUGUUGAUUUGACAGUAGAUAAAUAUGAUGCAGUUUAUCAAAAUACUUAAUAAGAAGAGGAAGUUGAAGCAGCUCAUGUAAUUAUAUUAUAUGAUAUUUUCAAUAGAAAGAUUUAUUAAUAUAAGAAUAUGAUAUAACAGAAGCAGCUCAUCCAUAUUAUUGUGUUGUUGCAUUAGUAUUAACUUCUAUACCAGGAUUAACUUUUAUUCUGUUAUAAGAUGUCAUUCAUGCUUAUCCUUUAGUUAUUUUACUAUAAUUAACAUAAUUUCUACUUCUUAAGAAUUAUUUGGGUUAAAAAUUGAUUGGAUUAAGAUGGUGGAUUGAAAUGGAUCUUAAAGGUGAAUAAAAAUGGAUGUUUUAAACAUAAUUGUAAGAAUAAUCAAAUAAAGUUGAUAAAUAUUUCUUUUGGUCUUGUCUAAUAUAUGGAACACUCUUUUGGGGUCUUAUGUGUCUUGGAGAUUUUUUUGGACUUAAAAUUUUAUGGGUAUUUAUUAAUAAGAAUGUUUAGUUACCAUUACCAAUUAUAUGUUUUGUUUUAUCUUUAACUAAUUUAUAAGGAUUUUACAAAUGUAGAGGAGAACAUAAGAAGAAAUUAUAAUAAUUAAAAAGAGAAAUGACUAAAGGUGGUAUGAAUAUAGUGGGAAUGAUUAUGAAGUGAU
Messenger RNA from Paramecium sonneborni, 729 nucleotides. The record is from the annotation of a GenBank genome assembly. Lineage: Eukaryota; Ciliophora; Oligohymenophorea; Peniculida; Parameciidae.